This is a messenger RNA of Meira miltonrushii, 1220 nucleotides long. RefSeq lists its product as uncharacterized. Gene Ontology annotation, cellular component: cytoplasmic exosome (RNase complex); nuclear exosome (RNase complex). Bases 29 to 1123 code for a protein of 364 amino acids. NCBI's taxonomy places the organism in Eukaryota, Fungi, Basidiomycota, Exobasidiomycetes, Exobasidiales, Brachybasidiaceae. The record is from RefSeq and is a predicted model, not a curated record. Gene Ontology annotation, molecular function: RNA binding. Gene Ontology annotation, biological process: CUT catabolic process; TRAMP-dependent tRNA surveillance pathway; U4 snRNA 3'-end processing. The transcript has a single exon.
AUUGCCUUGAUCAUACUGAAGUGAAAAUAUGGCCACCUUUCAAAUAUCCCAUACGCCAGCAUCAUCACAAUUCUCAUCCAAUAAUGGUGCAUCAACAUCAUAUCUGCAUUUAUCAGGACAUGGACAAAGCUCAAAAAGCAGAGCAGAUCAAGAUGGAGAUCAACAGAUGUUCGAAACAGAAGAAGAUGGUGAAAUGGAUGAAGAUAUGAUGGGUGAAAGCGAAUCUUCGACAAGACUAGCAACCGCUGGUCAAGCGAUCGCUUCUUCUGUCACGUUCAUGCGUGGACAUGGUGCUUACCUUUCUUCUGCUUCCGUCUCGGAUGGUGCAGCACCUCUGAUUCGAUCAUCGUUGUGCGGCGUAGUACGAAAGACAAACAAGCUAAUCAGCGUCAAUUCACUCAAAACAAGAUAUGCACCAGAAGUUGGUGAUCUUGUCGUCGGACGAAUCACUGAUUUGCAACCGGGUAAUCGAAGAUGGAGAGUAGACGUUCGUUCACGUCAAGAAGCCAAUCUUCUUUUGAGUAGUAUCAAUUUACCCGGUGGUAUUCAAAGAAGAAAGCUUGAGUCUGAUGAACUGGAAAUGCGCAAUUAUUUCAAAGAAGGCGAUUUACUCGUUUGUGAAGUUCAAUCGCUCUUUCAUGACGGAUCCACAAGCUUACACACUCGUAGUCUGAAUUAUGGUAAAUUACGUAACGGACAGCUUGCGAUUGUGAACCCAUGCUUGAUUCGAAGGUUGAAGAGCCAUUUCGUACGAUUGGAAGAACUAGGACUGGAAAUAAUCAUCGGCUUGAAUGGCGUCUUGUGGAUCUCCAUGCUUGACACAGGAAAAGUCAAUAUCACCACCGGAACAGGUCGUGAUAUCGAAGCAAUUUACUCUGACGCAAACGACAUCGUAUCCAACUCUGUUCGUCGUCGAAUCGGUCGAAUGUUGGAGAUCGUUGCAAUACUAUCACACAAUCAUCGACCGAUUUCCGAUGUGGCCCUCAUUAGAGGGUAUGAAGCUUCCGUUGGACUCGCUCCCUUGGACGAAGGGGAAAGCAAUGAGAUGGAAAAGCCACAAAAUGCUCUGACAGCUGAUAUUUGUCGUGCAAUUCUAGAUCACAUCGAUGAAUCAGCCGAUUAAAGUCAGACUUUCAAAUAUAGAGAUAUUGUACUUAUAUUGACAACAUAAUCGUAAAAAUACAGUGUGGGCUCAUAUCAUUCAUUCAAUCGUCUCCUUU